AUGAAUGCUCUAUCAGGAACAAAAUGUAUAUAUCUUAAUAUUUCAGGAUUUCGAAAAGUUUCGGUUUGUUUUUCUAUACUUUUUAUAUACUCUUCUGAUCUGCUUGAGACUCUUAAAAAAAACGCUUUUUUCUUUAAAACGGAUCAAACAUAUAAAAAAUACCUUAAAAAAAUUACACAGAAUGGACUUGUUUCAUUAUUGAUAUGGAGUAGUAGUGCUACACUUGCCGUACUUUUCUUUUCUCAAGGCAUUCCUCGUGUACGCACUCAAAUUCAUCAACAAUUACCUGUAUUCGGUUCUUCAUUUAAUACAGAUAUUCCACCAUCUGAUAUACCUCAAUAA
Molecule: messenger RNA, 342 nt
Organism: Pneumocystis murina B123
Lineage: Eukaryota; Fungi; Ascomycota; Pneumocystomycetes; Pneumocystales; Pneumocystaceae
Exons: 4
Coding region: 1-342 (113 amino acids)
Biological process (GO): mitochondrial electron transport, ubiquinol to cytochrome c
Source: RefSeq, a predicted model, not a curated record